AGUGAAGAAACAGUCUUUUACAUUGAUAUGCUCCUGUACCAUCUGCAGUUUCUCUGAUAUUAAAGGCCAUUGCUCAACCCAUACAGCCAUGACCACAGCCAUGAUCCCCUUGAAAAUGGAGAAGAUGCUGGUGGGGUGUUUGCUAAUGCUUGGGCAGUUAGUUCUCCUGCCAGCUGGAGCCAGAGAUCGUGCCCAAGCCAGAUUUCCCUCCAGAGGCCGCCAUGUCCGGAUGCAUCCCCAGACUGCACUGCUGGAGAGCUCCUGUGAGAAUAAGCGGGCGGAUCUGGUGUUCAUCAUUGACAGCUCCCGAAGUGUCAAUACCCAUGACUAUGCAGAGGUCAAGGAGUUCAUUCUGGAUAUCCUGCAGUUCUUGGAUAUUGGUCCUGAUGUUACCCGAGUCGGUCUGCUCCAGUAUGGCAGCACAGUCAAGAAUGAGUUCUCCCUGAAGACCUUUAAGAGGAAGUCUGAGGUGGAGAGGGCUGUCAAGAGGAUGAGGCAUCUGUCCACAGGCACCAUGACAGGGCUGGCCAUACAGUAUGCUCUCAACAUCGCUUUCUCAGAAGUAGAGGGGGCCCGGCCCUUGCGGGAGAAUGUGCCACGGAUCAUCAUGAUUGUGACUGAUGGGAGACCUCAGGACUCAGUGGCUGAGGUGGCAGCAAAGGCCCGGGACACAGGCAUCCUGAUCUUUGCUAUUGGUGUGGGUCAGGUGGACCUGAACACGCUAAAGGCCAUUGGGAGUGAGCCCCACAAGGACCAUGUCUUCCUGGUGGCCAAUUUCAGCCAGAUCGAGUCUUUGACCUCAGUGUUCCAGAACAAGUUGUGCACGGUCCACAUGUGCAGCAUCUCGGAACACAACUGUGCCCACUUCUGCAUCAACACACCUGGCUCAUACACCUGCAGGUGCAGGCAGGGGUACAUCCUUAGCGCGGAUCAGAAGACUUGCAGAACUACGCCUGUGCAUCACUGUCUGCUUGGUGCCUGUGGAGGCCAGAAGGGAGCACCAGAUCUUCUGGAACUGGAGUUACAGCUGUUUGUGAGCCACCGUGGGGAUGCCGGGAGUCGAACCUGGGUCCUCUGAUCAGCACUGGCUGUUCUUCAUCUCUGAGCCAU
This is a messenger RNA of Onychomys torridus (southern grasshopper mouse), 1110 nucleotides long. Its product is annotated as matrilin-2-like. Lineage: Eukaryota; Metazoa; Chordata; Mammalia; Rodentia; Cricetidae. The record is from RefSeq and is a predicted model, not a curated record. Gene Ontology annotation, molecular function: calcium ion binding. The transcript has 5 exons. The coding region runs from base 89 to 1078 and encodes 329 amino acids.